Hordeum vulgare subsp. vulgare (domesticated barley) is the source of this 598-nucleotide messenger RNA. RefSeq names its product 60S ribosomal protein L37-2. The record is from RefSeq and is a predicted model, not a curated record. The transcript has 4 exons. NCBI's taxonomy places the organism in Eukaryota, Viridiplantae, Streptophyta, Magnoliopsida, Poales, Poaceae. Gene Ontology annotation, cellular component: ribosome; cytosolic large ribosomal subunit. Gene Ontology annotation, biological process: translation. The coding region runs from base 124 to 414 and encodes 96 amino acids. Gene Ontology annotation, molecular function: RNA binding; structural constituent of ribosome.
CGCGCGAGCGGCUCUAUAAAGCCUCCUGCUCGGGCGAGCUAGGUUUUGGUGCUCUCCUCCUUCCUCUCAUCUUUCCUCGGCGGCGGCGGCGCAGGCGGCGCGGCGGCGACAGGCGAAGGCGAAAUGACGAAGGGAACGGGCAGCUUCGGCAAGCGCCGGAACAAGACGCACACGCUGUGCAUCCGCUGCGGCCGCCGCAGCUUCCACCUGCAGAAGAGCACCUGCUCCUCGUGCGGCUACCCCGCCGCCCGCAUCCGCAAGUACAACUGGAGUGUGAAGGCCAUCAGGAGGAAGACCACCGGCACCGGGAGGAUGAGGUACAUGCGCCAUGUGCCCAGGAGGUUCAAGAGCAACUUCAGAGAGGGAACCGAGGCCGCACCAAGGAGCAAGGGAGCCUCUUCCAGCGGUAACUAGGCGUGACAGUCUUGACUUGUUACGCGAGGCUGAGCCCUGAUCAUCAAAAUUAGCUUUUUUGUUGCUUUCUACUGGAACUCUAUGUUUCUAUGUCGAGAGGCAGACGGUAUGAUGCCUGGUUAUGUUAUUUGCGCAAUUUUCGUGGACGUUAAUCCUUCAGUUUUGAAUGUUGAAUUGUGUCGGA